UAGAAUUAUUGCUCCGGUUUUUUUCUCGAAGCGGUGUCUAGAGUGGUACCGGCCUCUGGUCUAUCACUUUCUGCGUCCUCUCUUCUUUGUUUCCUAAGGCGGCAGUCUGAGGUAUAGACUGAAGUACUUUCUUCCCGUCUCUUUCUCAAAAUCAUCUCUGCUAUUCCUGGAAUUCCAUACUGCGAAUCGGGUGCUCUGGCGAAAUCCAAACAUGGCUCCCGGUAUAGGAAGCACUUUACCAACGGAGAGUGUCUCUAUCCUAGAAGAAAAGCCUUCCAAUACAAGAUCGACAUCUCUCUUCCACCAUAGUCUGGUGACUUCCGACUUUGACGCGCUCAAAUUCCACGCCGCAGCGUCGUUGCAGCUUCAAUCUGGCCAGAAGCAUGAAUCCGCAGCAUGGACAGACCACAGACUCAUUUCAUCUCCGUAUAACGAACCCGCACACCUCUUAGAUCUCAAGAGACUAGACACACCGAAUCGACUAUUUGCCAAAGCCUUGACGAUUCUCAAGCCCAUUCAGUACGACUACGCAACUGCAGAGUAUACGCAGUCAUUCAACUGGGUCGCUGUCUUUGAACUCCUGCGUGCCCUGUCUGAUGCAGAGGGCUACGAGUGGAAGAAGCGGGAAUUUUACGUUGUUGUAUUCCGGUCCGUUCUGCGUGCAGAUGCGGAUCUGGAGUAUUUGCAUCAGCUGGAUGCUCAUUCUCAUGCUGAAGCGACGACUAGUGGUGGUCUGUUGAAGUAUUGGUUCGGUACGAAGAAUGAAAAUCGGAGGAAUUUGGCAACUUGCCUAUGGCGGAAUAGAGAAGACGCUCGACUCGGAGGGCUAGGUCCAUGGCAUAAAAAAGCCAGGGCUGCAGCCCGAGACAUGUAUGAGCAGAUUGUCUUCACGACGCUGAAAUUAACUAUCGACGAUGACGUCUCGUCGUGGAAUUUCAGCGACUGGACAGAGGAGUAAGCUGUUCUGUUGUGUUGGCAGCUGAUGAGAUUGAAAUUAACCCGUACUUUUGUUCUUUUUGUU
Paecilomyces variotii is the source of this 1021-nucleotide messenger RNA. RefSeq lists its product as hypothetical. The record is from RefSeq and is a predicted model, not a curated record. Lineage: Eukaryota; Fungi; Ascomycota; Eurotiomycetes; Eurotiales; Thermoascaceae. The transcript has 2 exons. The coding region runs from base 212 to 958 and encodes 248 amino acids.